Vigna angularis (adzuki bean) is the source of this 1681-nucleotide messenger RNA. RefSeq names its product argininosuccinate synthase, chloroplastic-like. NCBI's taxonomy places the organism in Eukaryota, Viridiplantae, Streptophyta, Magnoliopsida, Fabales, Fabaceae. Gene Ontology annotation, cellular component: cytoplasm. Gene Ontology annotation, molecular function: argininosuccinate synthase activity; ATP binding. The record is from RefSeq and is a predicted model, not a curated record. Gene Ontology annotation, biological process: urea cycle; L-arginine biosynthetic process. The coding region runs from base 125 to 1561 and encodes 478 amino acids. The transcript has 10 exons.
GACAUAAAGCUGCGUCAGUGUUAAUGUGACUUGAAACCCUUCUUUGGUGCGGAACGCCGCUCAAACUAACACAGUACACUCUCAUAGUUCACUCCAUCACUCACCCAAUCAGUGUUGUGCAACAAUGGCUCAGUUGAAAGCUUCUUCUCCUUCCUCUUCAAUCCCUGUAACUGCUCCUUCACUACACACAACAGGGAGCCUCCUGUAUCAUCAGCUUUGGAAGGCAAAGACUUUGUCAUUCAAAGAGUUGGGGUUAAGAACAAGUGUUGGUGCCAAGAAACUUCAAGUCAUUAAAGCAGCUGCUCGCAGUGAUACAGAGAUAGUUUCUGAAACCGUGAAGGGUGGUGGCCUACGUGGAAAAUUGAAUAAGGUGGUGCUGGCCUACAGUGGUGGCUUAGACACAUCAGUCAUUGUUCCAUGGCUCAGGGAGAAUUAUGGUUGUGAAGUUGUUUGCUUCACUGCUGAUGUUGGCCAGGGUAUAAAAGAAUUGGAUGGUUUAGAACAGAAAGCCAAAGCCAGUGGGGCCUGUCAAUUAGUGGUUAAAGACUUGAAAGAGGAAUUUGUUAAAGAUUAUAUAUUUCCUUGCCUACGUGCUGGUGCAGUUUAUGAGAGGAAGUAUUUGCUUGGUACCUCGAUGGCUCGCCCUGUAAUUGCGAAGGCCAUGGUUGAUGUUGCCAAAGAAGUUGGAGCUGAUGCCGUUUCCCAUGGGUGUACAGGAAAAGGAAAUGAUCAGGUUCGAUUUGAGCUCACUUUCUUUGCUCUGAACCCCAAGUUAAAUGUCGUGGCUCCAUGGAGGGAGUGGGAUAUUACAGGGAGAGAAGAUGCUAUUGAGUAUGCUAAAAAGCAUAAUAUACCUGUUCCUGUGACAAAGAAAUCCAUAUAUAGCAGGGAUAGGAAUCUCUGGCACCUUAGCCACGAGGGAGAUAUUUUGGAAGACCCAGCUAAUGAACCCAAGAAGGACAUGUACAUGAUGUCUGUAGACCCUGAAGAUGCUCCUGAUCAAGCAGAAUAUGUUGAGAUUGGUAUAGAAGCAGGGCUUCCUGUUUCAGUCAAUGGGAAGAGGCUUUCACCAGCAUCAUUACUUGCUGAGCUCAAUGAGAUUGGUGGAAGGCAUGGAAUUGGCCGGAUUGACAUGGUUGAGAAUCGGCUUGUGGGUAUGAAGAGCCGUGGAGUUUAUGAAACUCCUGGAGGUACCAUUCUGUUUGCAGCUGCGCGAGAGUUGGAGUUUUUGACACUUGAUCGAGAAACAAUCCAAGUUAAAGAUUCAUUAGCCCUUAAAUAUGCAGAGUUAGUGUAUGCUGGCAGAUGGUUUGAUCCUCUUAGGGAGUCCAUGGAUGCCUUUAUGCAGAAGAUCACAGAGACCACAACAGGUUCUGUGACUUUGAAAUUGUACAAAGGUUCUGUUACUGCAACCAGUCGUACAAGUCCCUUUAGCCUCUAUAGGCAAGACAUCUCAUCGUUUGAAAGUGGCCAGAUAUAUGAUCAAGCUGAUGCUGCUGGCUUCAUCCGGCUUUAUGGUCUUCCAAUGAGGGUUCGAGCAAUGCUUGAGCAGGGCAUCUAAGUGUUAAUUUAAUUUCAAAAUGUUCUUGAUCUUCUUGUUUAAAAAUGUGGAUUGAAGUUAGAGAGUACUGGGGAUGUCAGGUCUCUAGAUUUCUAAUAAAAUGAUAGUAUUUAACUUUCA